Setaria italica (foxtail millet) is the source of this 1701-nucleotide messenger RNA. Its product is annotated as pentatricopeptide repeat-containing protein At1g03540. The transcript is spliced from 2 exons. The record is from RefSeq and is a predicted model, not a curated record. Gene Ontology annotation, molecular function: RNA binding; protein binding. The coding region runs from base 1 to 1701 and encodes 566 amino acids. Lineage: Eukaryota; Viridiplantae; Streptophyta; Magnoliopsida; Poales; Poaceae. Gene Ontology annotation, biological process: RNA modification.
AUGCCCUCGCUCCCCUCCCCCGCCUCACCGCCGGGCGUCGCCGCCGUCCUCCGCCUCCUCGAGUCCCGCGAUCUCCCCGCCGCCGCACGCCACCUGCCGCACGCGCUCAGGGCGUUCGACGACCUGCCGCGCCGCGACGUCGUCGCGCACUCCUCCGUCCUCGCCGCGUUCCUCCGCGCGGGCCUCCCGCGACGCGCGCUUCUCCACCUCAGGACCAUGGCCGCCGGCGGCUGCGGCGCCGACGAGGACGUCGCCCCCAGCGCGCACGCGCUCUCCGCCGCCGCCAAGGCGUGCGCCGUGCUGCGCGACCUCCGCGCGGGCGCCUGCGUGCACGGGACAAUCGUCGUGCGUGGGUUCGGCGACGACGGGGUCGUGCUGAGCGCGCUCGUGGACAUGUACGGCCACGCGGGCGCGCCGGCCGACGCGCGGAAGGCGUUCGAGGAAAUGCACGCCCCGGAUGGGAUAUGCUACACGUCGCUGAUAUCGGCGUUCGUGCGGAACGACUGUUUCGAGGAGGCCCUGCGGUGGUUCCGCACCAUGGUCGCGACAAAGGGGGUCUGGCCGGAUGGCUGCACGUUCGGUUCCAUGAUGACGGCGCUGGGGAACUUGAAGAGGGCAAGGCAGGGCAAGGAGGCGCAUGCGCAGGUCAUUACACAUGGCCUGUGUGGGAACGUGAUCGUGGAGAGCAGCACCCUUGACAUGUACGCCAAGUGUGGGAUGAUGGUAGAUGCACGCAAGGUGUUCGAUAGGAUGAAGGUCAGGAAUCCAGUUUCAUGGUGCGCUCUGCUCGGGGGAUAUUGCCAAAGUGGGGAGCAUGAGAAGGUUCUCUCAUUGUUUCGGCAGAUGGAUAUGGAGGAUGAUAACUGGUAUAGCUUGGGGACUCUUCUGCGGUCUUGUGCUGGCCUGUCUGCAGUGAAGCUAGGAAAAGAAAUCCAUUGCCGUUUUAUGAGGAUGAGAGGCUGCAGAGACGUCAUUGUGGAGUCCGCACUCGUCGACCUGUAUGCGAAAUGUGGUGCGGUAGAAUACGCGCACAGGGUUUUUAAAAGGAGCAGUGUCCGCAACAUGAUUACUUGGAAUGCCAUGAUUUGUGGUUUUGCUCAGAAUGGCCAUGGCGAGCAGGCUAUCAGUCUGUUCAAUAAGAUGGUCAGAGAAGGGGUCAGGCCAGACUACAUCAGUUUCAUUGGUGUUCUUUUUGCCUGUAGUCAUACUGGUAUGGUUGAGGAAGGAAGGAACUACUUCAACUCGAUGACCAAGGACUACGGCAUUGCCCCUGGUAUUGAACAUUACAAUUGCAUGGUUGACCUCCUCAGUAGGGUAGAGCUUCUGGAAGAGGCUGAAGAUCUGGUAAACAAGUCACCAUUUAGGGAUGACUCGUCACUGUGGGCAGCAAUCCUUGGUGCCUGCGCCACACAUACUAACCCAGAUGUAGCAGUAAGGGUUGCCAAGUUAAUGAUGGAAUUGGAGCCCCGAUACCACUUGAGCUAUGUUCUUCUUGAAAAUGUAUACAGAACCAUUGGGCGAUGGGAAGAUGCUGUGGAGGUAAGGGAGCUGAUGAAAUCAAGAAAGGUGAAGAAAGAACCUGGAACAAGCUGGAUUGAUGCAAACAGAAGCAAACUGUACAUGUGUAAGGCUAAGGAGGGAGCUUCACAACUUGUAGCCUCUGGGGACAUGAGUGCAGAUGAGGAAGUACAGUUCAUAUGA